Messenger RNA from Racocetra persica, 319 nucleotides. Lineage: Eukaryota; Fungi; Glomeromycota; Glomeromycetes; Diversisporales; Gigasporaceae. The record is from the annotation of a GenBank genome assembly.
AUGACAGAGAUAACUAAUAAAAAUAGUGGUGUGUCCCAAUCAAAAAAACGAAAACACUCGACCAUAGAUGUAGAACUUGAAGAUCUUGAUGAUGAAAAAUCAGAACUACAGAAAAUUUUGAAAGAUUUGUUUUAUGACGGAGGUGUUUCUGAAGAAGACAUAUUGAAGAUUGUGUUCAAAAGUAAACUCACGAAAAGAUUUAAAAUUGAUUUGGAAGAAACUAUUUCGAAUUUAGCUGUUUUUAUCAGUAGAGUUAACGGUAUUGUUAGAUCGAAACAAAUAACCAAAGAUAAUGCUCAGAAACAACUACUUUCUGAAU